UCCUUCCUAAAGGUUAUUCAGAUAUGGUUCUCUCUUUUAGGAAUUUGAAUCGUUUUCAGCCGCCUAGGUCCAAGAAGGUUAAACCAGAAGAGGAAGAUCACAAAGUACCAAGAGAGAUCAACCAUUUUAGUCAUCCCCACAGUUUAACCCUCUCUGAUGAUGAGAUUGAUGUUCACAAUAACAAGUACUAUUGUGAUGGAUGCAUUCUACCUAUCUCAAACCCGUUUUAUAGGUGUAGAGAAUGUGAUUUCCUGCUUCACGAAACCUGCCUUGAAUUACCAACAUCCAUUAAUCCCUCGGAUAGAUAUCGUGCAAAAAUCUUUACUCUAAAAGCGGGGUGGGGUAAUGAUGGCAUUUUCUUUUGUUCUGCCUGCCAUAAUCACUGCCAUGGCUUCAGCUACCGGUGUGAUGCUGGUUCGGAAAUUUGUAUUCGGUGUGUUUCAGUUCCUCACAAAUUCAAACAUGUCGGUCACGAGCAUGUCCUCUCUCUGAUUCAAUUUACCAGCUUUCCUUGUAAUGCUUGCGGUACUCUUGCAAAAAUGUCCUCCUUCAGUUGCCCUGAGUGUUUAUUCACCUUGUGCUACAAAUGCGCCACACGUCCUGGUACAAUUCAGCACUCAAGUUUUGGCGAUCAAUAUGUACUCACCUAUCAAUCCGUUGAUAAAGCCUAUGGUGAGUAUUAUUGUGAUUUAUGCGAAAAAGCGAGAGAUCCAAAGCAUUGGUUUUACUACUGUGAUGAAAUUGAUUACUGUGCUCAUCCCCUAUGUGCUCUUGGUAAGUAUCCGUAUCUUAAACCAGGCCGUGAGUACCACUUACACUCAUUCUCUUCGGUACUCCAAAGAUCUUCGGAGCACAAACUGUGUGGCACGUGUACUGAAUUUUGCGGGCUCACACUUCCACCGAAGACAGUUGAAAGCAGCCAUGUACAUACUGUUCGCCUUGUCCAUCAGAUAUCUUCUUUUAAAGAAUCUAGCAGAAAUUGUGAUGUCUGUAUGGAUCAGAUAACAGGAGAGCUCUUGUUCUACUGGGGUCGGCGAUGUGGUGGAUUUAGCGGUCAUCUGAAAUGUGUUCUUGGCGAUGCCUUCAUCGAAAAUGCCCUUCACCAUGAAGCUCGGAUACUUACUUUUGUCCAACUUGCUGUUUAUCUCGUCAAUGGUGAGCUGAGGCUGCGGUGGUGUUUCUUAAAAUGGCAAAAUGGGUCUCAGUUUCUUGAUGGGUUUGGUUAUGGAAGGUACGAGUUGUGGAUUCUGUUAUCUUUCCGAGCAAAGUCCAUCUUCGGCAAUGAAGGACUACCGACGUUGUUGCGGUAUAGAGAUUCCGGCCUUGGAUCCUAA
Tripterygium wilfordii is the source of this 1334-nucleotide messenger RNA. RefSeq lists its product as uncharacterized. Bases 24 to 1334 code for a protein of 436 amino acids. The transcript has 2 exons. NCBI's taxonomy places the organism in Eukaryota, Viridiplantae, Streptophyta, Magnoliopsida, Celastrales, Celastraceae. The record is from RefSeq and is a predicted model, not a curated record.